UUCGCCGUUCACGUUCGCUCGGCGUUCACCGUUCGCGUUCACUCGCUGUUCACCGUUCGAGUUCGCGUUCGUCUGGAAGCCACGUUGCUCUGCUUCAAACUCUGCGACCAACCCGCGCCUCCACUCAGCCGUCCAACUGCUCUCUGUUGUCCCCGCCGUAAAGGGACUUGUGGUCAUUUUUUCCUGCCUUACACCGAUUCAGAUGAUUAUUUUCAGAGGAUGAGCACUUAUUUAUGUAUCUUGAGAAACUGUCUUUCUGUGUGUUAUGAGCAUUUGGUGAAGCCUGUAUUGUACCUAUUCAAAGCUUAGUUUUACCAAAUGGUCUUCAAAACAACUCAUCCAAAAUGCUACUGCACAAAUCCAAGUCUAUUGUCUCUAAAAGCCUGUAUGCACCUUCAUUUGGUGAAGCCUUUCUAGCACUAGUCCACUACCAACUUUGUUAUUAAUAAUGUUAUCAAAUUUAUUUAUCCGAGUACUAUGUUUAUUUUUUAGUUUGAUUUAUGAUAAUUCAUUUGAUAUUCUUCCUAUUCUUGUCAGAUAUUUCUUUUAACAUUUUGUGUACUGAUGAGGGAUUGUACUUACUUGGUAUCAUGCUUUCAUCUGGCAAUUUUGCAUUUAAUAUAAAAAAAGGAAAAUCCUAAGAGAGUAAUUCACCACUCCAUUGGAAAAACUUCAUACUACCUUAUACCCUCAACUUAAUACUUGCAUAUUUAUAAUUUAUUUAUUAUUUUAAAACGGUUUUUCUGGUUGAACCACCGGUUAGACCGGUUGGACCAGUAAACCAGAAAACCAGUAACUAAAGCGGUUUGAUGACCAGUCCGGUUCUCAGAACCUUGCUUGAAACAGAAGAUUUGAAAAAUCGACGUUGGAUCAUCGAACCCGCCGGAAACCGGUCGGUUGGAUCCGGCCGAUUUUUUAAAUUUUGCAAAACGCCAUUGUUUUGCUGGGAUGCCCCAGCCAAUUACCCAACCCAGCAACCUUAGCUCCACACAACGGCUAAACGCAAACCCAUCCUUCCCAUCACCCUCGAGCUCCUCCUUCCUCUCACCGUCAUUGAUCUCACUCCCUCACCUCCGUCCAUCUCCCGCCGCCGUUGCCGAAACGAGCUUCGAAGCCACCGUCGUUAUCGUGCAGCUUUGUUCCACCAUCGUGCAGCUACUGUUUCAGCUUUGAAAGCACCGUCGCGCAGCUCUGUUCCAUCGUCGCCGGCGCUAUCUCUGUUCCACCUGUCAUCCCUUCAGCCGUGCUCUUGUCCCCCUCUUGCUCAGGAUCUGCUCUGCUCUGUUCUAGGGCUUCUAGCUUCUAGGUAUUUUUUUUAAUAACAAUUAUUGAAUAAUUGUUGUUAGUUAAUUUGUGAACUUGUUAUGGGUUAAAUAAUUUUUGAAUAAGUGUUAAUUAAUCUGUGAAUCUUGCUGUUUUUACUGUGAAUUACUCCAUUGUUAAUGAUUCUGAUCAUUCAUCUGCAGAAGAUGAUGGGGUCUUCAAGCUUGAAUCCUUUGAAACUAAGUGUUGCACGUGGGGUAUGCCUGUUUUGUGCUGCUGUGCUCUGUUGACUGUUGUGCAGUGUUUCUGUGUUCAAUUAAAAUUUUUCUUUGAGAACUUAGCUUUGCUAUACUUGAUAAAUUGUGCCAAUUAUGCAUUUCUUGAAAUUGGUAUGCCUCUGUAGAUUCUAAAUAGUGCGUUUCAUGUUUCUGAUUUUGAUAAUUUGAGUAGUUUAUGAAGCAUAGUUCACUGUUAUUGCAAAUGAUUUGGGACUGCUUUUGAGGAGUGUAUGAAGUAGAUUACUUGCUGUGUUUGGAGUUGUUUAUUAAUUAAAUUGGUUAAUUUGUUAUUUGAGCCAUGUUACAGCUUGUUGUUAAAUAAAGUUUAAAGCUCCAAUAUCCAUUUGUUUGUUGGCAAUGUUAAUAUUAUUAAUAAUAUUAAUAAUAAUACUAAUCACAAAGUGGAGAGGGAUUGUAGAAUUUGUCACAUAGGUUUGGAGAGUGAUAGUUCUGAGUCUGGUGUUCCAAUUGAAUUGGGUUGUGCUUGUAAAGAUGAUUUUGUUGCUGCUCACAAAGUAUGUGCUGAGACAUGGUUUAAGAUUAAGGAGAAUUUGAGUAUAAUUCCAUCUUUACUUUAUUCUGUUUAACUGCAAAAUUUGGUUUUUGAUAUUUUUUAAUGCUGAAUUUGAUUGAUUCUAUGGAUAUUUUAGACACCCUUUUGUUUAUGAUUCAUGGAAUUGAGAAUUGGAUUGUUUGGUACUGUUCUAUAUGUAUAGUUGUUCUGAGUUUGACAAAUAUUCUCAAUUACUUACAGCUAUGGUUUCCUUCUUGGAUGGGAUUUUAUUUUUCCAAAAGAAAUCAUAGAGAAUAAGGGUUGUGAAUUGUUUAGAAAAAAAACUUGAGUUUGUAUUUUGAUAAGAUCAUAUGGUUUUGAUUUAUGACAUUUCAUGUAGUGUUUUAAAUUUAGAAGAUAUUUUAAGAUUUAUAUUAGACUAUAAUUAUAUUUUAGUAUGUAUAUUUGUAAUUUAUUUAUUAUUUUAUUCUAAAACGGUUUUUCCGGUUGAAUUACAGUUAGACCAGUUGGACCAAUAAUCUAGUGAACCAGUGACUAGAACGGUUCGAUGACCGGUUCGGUUCUCAGAUACUUGCUUUGUACAACUCCAAUAUCGAAAUCUUUUGUACUAUAAAUUAUUUUAAACAAAAUACCUUUUAAAUUUAACUUUAGUUUACCCAUAUUUAAUUUAAUUCUACAAAACAGCCAUUUUUAAUAUUUAUUAUAUACUAUCAUUAAUUUACUGUCCGCGCAUCGCGUGGGUCUCAUUCUAGUUAUUUUAAUGUCUAUUCUGAUUGAUGAGAGCACAAUAACACAAGUUUUACGUCCCAAAGCCCAAACACCACCAUCUUUUCCACACCAUGAAGAAGCUGUUCCUCCUUGGCACCUGGAAGUGCAACUGCUGGAAGCAAAGGUUCCGACUUUUCACCACCCUUUUGGAAGAUUUGGAUACCCCUUGUCUCCGUCACGUGAUUGCCACCAACAUUUCCAUUAGCAGGAGAGUUAAAUCCGGCAAACCUGAAUUAGCACGCCACCUCUUCGAUGAUAUGCCGCUUCGAACUGUUUCCACUUGGAAUACUAUGAUUUCUGGAUAUUCGCAAUGGGGCUGCUACGUUGAAGCUCUGGCCCUUGCUUCCCUCAUGCACCACUCUUGCGUCAAGCUUGACGAGGUCUCUUUCUCUUCGGUGUUGAGCGCAUGCUCACGUUAUGGGUCACUUGUUCAUGGGAAGCAAGUUCAUGCAUUGCUUUUGAGGUCUGGAUACGAGAGAUUUGGCCUUGUGGGGAGUGCUCUGUUGUAUUUUUACGUUCAGUGUUGUGGAAUUGGAGAAGCUAAGGUAGUUUUUGAGGAGCUUCAUGGCGGGAAUGAUGUGUUAUGGAGCUUGAUGCUUGCGGGUUAUGUGCAGCAUGACAAUAUGGGUGAGGCUCUGGACAUGUUUGAAAAGAUGCCUGAUCGUGAUGUUGUGGCUUGGACCACGUUGAUCUCUGGGUAUGCGAAGAGGGAAGAUGGGCGUGAGAGGGCUUUGGAUUUGUUUUGGUGUAUGAGGAAUUCUGGAGUGUUGCCUAAUGAGGUCACGUUGUGCUCUGUUGUGAGAGUUUGCACUAGACUGAGGGCUCUAUGGCAGGGGAAGGUUGUUCAUGGGCAUUGCAUCAAGGAAGGGUUUGCUUUUGAUAAUGCGAUUGGUGGCGGGUUGAUUGAGUUUUAUUGUGAUUGUGAAGCCAUAGGUGAUGCCAAGAGAGUUCAUGAGAGCAUGAGAGGAGAAACUUAUUUGAAUGUGACUAACUUGUUGAUUGGUUGCCUUAUCUCCGCGGGGAAGAUUGAAGAAGCUGAGAUGAUAUUUUACAGGUUGAGAGAGACGAAUCACGUAUCAUAUAAUUUGAUGAUUAAAGGUUAUGCUAUGAUUGGUCAUUUUGAGAAGUCAAAGAAAUUAUUCAAUCAAAUGAGUCUCAAGGAUUUAACUUCCUUAAAUACCAUGAUAUCUGUGUACUCCAAAAACGGUGAACUUGAUGAAGCUGUGAAGCUUUUUGACAAAAUUAAAGAUGAGAAAAACCCUGUGACAUGGAAUUCGAUGAUGUCUGGUUGUAUUCAAAAUGGCCAGUACAUGAAGGCAUUAAAAAUAUACGUGAAGAUGCGUAGGUUAUCAGUUGAUUAUAGCAGAUCGACGUUCUCUGUUUUAUUUCGUGCAUGUUCAUCUCUUGGUUCUUUUCAGCAAGGACGGUUGCUUCAUGGCCACUUAACCAAGACACCGUUCCAAGCAAAUGUUUAUGUUGGGACUGCCCUUAUAGACUUCUACUCCAAAUGUGGUCGCUUGGCUGAUGCUCAAAGGUCAUUCCUCAGCAUUUUUUCACCCAAUGUAGCAGCAUGGACAGCUCUUAUUAAUGGGUAUGCAUAUCAUGGACUUGGAUCCGAGGCAAUUUUACUCUUCCACUCGAUGUUAGUUCAAGGAGUUGUGCCAAAUGCAGCUACUUUUGUUGGCAUUCUUUCUGCCUGCUCCCAUGCCGGUCUAGUUGCUGAAGGUUUGAAAAUCUUCCACUCGAUGGAGGAACUUUACAAAGUAACCCCAAGCAUAGAACAUUACACAUGUGUGGUGGAUCUUCUUGGUCGAUCAGGCCAUGUAAGAGAAGCUGAAGAGUUUAUUAGAAAGAUGCCUAUUGAAGCAGAUAGGGUGAUUUGGGGAGCUUUACUGCAUGCAUGUUGGUUCUGGAAGGACAUGGAAGUAGGGGAGAAAGCCGCUGAAAAGUUGUUCAGCUUGGAUCCGAACCCAACAGUGCCUUUGGUAAUUCUGUCAAAUAUGUAUGCGGUGCUAGGUAGAUGGGGGCAGAAGUCAAUUCUUAGGAAGAGAUUGCAGAGUGUAAAAUUGAGAAAAGAUCCAGGGUGCAGCUGGAUUGAAUUAAACAAUAUUCAUCUGUUCUUGGUAGAGGAUAAAACACAUCCUUAUUCUGAUGUUAUUUAUGCAACUGUAGAGCAUUUAGCAGCAACCAUUAAUUCUAGCAUACCCUUCAAUUAUCUCUAUAGCAGCAACGGCAAACAUCAUGAAUAAUGCAAAGUUUCAAACUGCAGAUCCUAUGUUACUUCAGAUUUGGUCACUGAACUGAAUAUUUCUC
Messenger RNA from Arachis duranensis, 5136 nucleotides. Its product is annotated as pentatricopeptide repeat-containing protein At5g08510-like. The record is from RefSeq and is a predicted model, not a curated record. Gene Ontology annotation, biological process: RNA modification. Gene Ontology annotation, molecular function: protein binding; RNA binding. NCBI's taxonomy places the organism in Eukaryota, Viridiplantae, Streptophyta, Magnoliopsida, Fabales, Fabaceae. Bases 2895 to 5072 code for a protein of 725 amino acids. The transcript is spliced from 2 exons.